UCUCCUCCUCUUCCAGGAAGUAAAAAAAAGCGUCAAACAAGGAGGAACAAGAGGAAAACGCAUCCUCCUCACAUCUAUUCGUGUCCCGCAUUAAUGCGUUAAUCGUGUUCAUAGUUUAGAUUAUCAUUCAGAUCUGCUGUGUGAUGUCUAUAAGAGCGCGUAACAGAGAGAUCUGCGCAGACUGCAGCGCGCCCGACCCACGUUGGGCUUCAAUCAAUCGCGGUGUUUUGAUCUGUGAUGAGUGCUGUAGCAUUCACAGAGGUCUGGGUCGGCACAGCUCUCAAGUUCGACACCUAACCCAGACCACAUGGCCUCAGUCCCAGCUGCAGAUGAUAAAGUCCCUGUACAGUAAUGGAGCAAAUUCAAUCUGGGAACACAGUUUAUUAGAUCCGUCUUCUAUCAUGAGUGGAAAACGGAAAGCCAACCCUCAAGACCGCGUCCAUCCUAAUAAAACAGAUUUCAUUAAGGCUAAAUAUCAAAUGCUGGCUUUUGUUCAUCGAAUGCCCUGCCGUGAAGAUGACAGCAUUACAGCUAAAGACCUCAGCAAGCAACUUCACUCAAGCGUUCGAACCGGCAAUUUGGAGACGUGUCUGCGGUUGCUGUCGUUGGGAGCACAGGCGAACUUUUUCCAUCCAGAGAAAGGAAAUACUCCGCUACACGUGGCCGCUAAAGCCGGUCAGCUGUUACAGGCCGAGCUUCUCACAGUUUAUGGUGCAGAUCCUGGAGCUCCAGACAGCUCGGGGAAGUCGCCCAUUGACUACGCCAGGCAAGCAGGACACCAGGAGCUCGCAGACAGACUGGUGGAGAUACAGUUUGAGCUGACAGAUAGGCUCGCUUUUUAUCUGUGUGGGAGGAAGCCAGAUCAUAAAAACGGUCAACAUUUUAUCGUUCCACAAAUUGCAGACAGCAGUCUUGAUUUGUCCGAACUUGCCAAAGCAGCAAAGAAGAAGCUUCAAUCUCUCAGUAAUCAUCAGUUUGAAGAACUAGCCAUGGACGUUUAUGAUGAAGUUGACAGAAGAGAAACGGAUGCAGUGUGGCUUGCGACUCAGAACCACAGCACCUUCGUAACGGACACUACCAUUGUACCCUUCCUCCCUGUCAAUCCUGAAUAUUCUUCUACUAGGAAUCAGGGUCGACAGAAGCUGGCGAGAUUCAAUGCACACGAGUUUGCAACGCUGGUUAUUGACAUUUUGACCGAUGCCAAACGCCGUCAGCAAGGGAAUUCACCUGAUAAUGUCAAAGAAAAUGUGGAGUUAAUUCUGAAGGACAUCGGUAACCGCCAAGACACCGAAAGUUCAGAGAUCGAUCAACCUGAUUAUGACAGCGUCGCAUCCGACGAGGAAAACGAACAGGAACCUACAUCUGGAAAAGAUGAGAGGACCAAGAGCUCAGAGUCUUCAGACCUGUCUGACAGUCCCAUUACUGUACAGGAGUUCAUGGAGGUGAAAACUGCCCUCAAUGCCUCGGAGGCAAAGAUUCAGCAGCUCCUUAAAGUCAACUGUCAUCUAAGUGAGGAGCUAAGAAACAUGCAGAGCAAGCUGAACUCUCUCCAGAACGAGAACAGCACUCUACGAUGGCAAACUCCGGAUAGUUUGUCAAGGCCACAGGAUCUCCCUCACAGGACGGCUCCUCGUGGCUGCAGGGCCAUGUCAAUGUAUGAGACCGGCUCGGGUCUGAGGCAGUACCACCCUAGAACGGAAACGACCCGCCGAGACACAACCCUGAAUCUUCAACCGCUGCCUUCGAACAUUGGGAAGGGUCCCUCGGUGACCACCUUCUCCUCUCUCCCCUCGUUCCCCUCACCUCUGUCCUGGUCCUCGGAUGAGCGAACCCAAAGGGGCUCGAGUCUGGACGGACACAGCAGCUUGCCGGAACGAGAUUGUGAUAACACGCUGAACCAUGUCACAGAGUUCACAGAAGAGUCUGGGAUUCUGAACCGUAACGUCUCCAGGAGCAGCGGGUGGCUGGGUGACGCUGGAGUUCUGCCGUCGGAAAGCGGGUCUGAGGGCGAGUGUGACCCUACGUUACCCUGCACGGAGGACGUCAUCAGCAAGACGGAGCUGAUCACCAAAAACAUCCAGGAGUUGCUGAGAGCCGCACAGGAGAAUAAACACGAGAGCUUUGUCCCGUGUUCGGAGAGAAUUCUUGUUGCGGUGACGGAAAUGGCAACGUUAUUUCCUAAGAGACCAUCCUCUGAGACCAUCCGUGGGUCCUUGCGUCUUCUGACCUCCAGUGCCGGUCGUCUGCAGUGCGAGUGUCAAAAGGCAAUGGCGCACGACUCGCAGCAUGUCAUUCAGUGUGCCUAUGACAUCGCCAAAGCGGCUAAACAGCUAGUUACUGUAACAACCAAAGACAGUAACUGACCAAAGUCUUGGUGAACCUGUUUUUUUUUGCUAUGUUUUUGGUUUUAUGUCAGUAUUAUUGGUGAUGUGUUCAUUCAAGCAACACGAUUUGGGUGGGCUAUUGCAGUUAUUAGUUUUUCGACAUUUCAACAUUAGUUAACUUAACUUUCAGGCCACAAAGCCUUGACUAUUUUUUUGUGUUUCUUUAUCAUGCAUUAUUAUGAAAAGUUUAAUGAACUAAUAUUUUUGCUUAACAUGGUGCUAAUAACUAAACCGUAUGUCUGUGUUGCUUGUAUGUGGGAAUAAACAGAACAAGUCCUUUAGAUGUUCAGAAACACCAGAUAAAGUUUCAGUGAGACAAAAAACGAAACUGAAUCUGGCUGCUGCUGAAAUUCAAGUAGUGUAUACUGAUUAUUACUCGCAGUGUGACAGCCAACAUGAAAAAUACUAUAUUAUACUUUAGCUUUUACUAUACUUUACUAUAGUACAUUUCCUAGAUACUGUAGUGUUUUUGAACAUUACUAUAGUAAAUAAAUAUUAGAUUAUACUACAGAUUUACUACAGUUUAUAAUUCACUGUAGUAAAUACUACAAAAUAUUACAGUAGAAAUGACCAAAGUGUGGUAAUUACUACAGUAUACUACAGUAAAUUCCUAUAGUGAGUACUAAAGUAUACUACAGUGUUUGCAUGUAACAAGGAUGUAAACAUGACAAUGCCUCAUUUCCUGUGCAAUAAAUCUUUCCUCUAGCUGCAAAAUGCUACAUUGAACCACAUUGUGUUAAAAGUGUGUAGUGCUUUAGUAUGAAAGUUGUUAUGCAUUACACAUCUGUACACGCUUGGGUGUCUAUCAUACACUUAAAGGUGUCAUUUCUACACCACAAGUGAACCGUUUAGUGAAAGUUUGAGAGGACUAACUAGUCCUAAUAAAACAACAUUUGAUCAAAAUCAGGCAUUGGUUUUGGGCAGGUUUACUUUUUUAAGCAAUGCACAAACAACACAGUGCAGCACUGAAAAAAAAUCUUGUUGCACUUACAUUUUUAAGUUGAAUCAACUUGAUUUACAAUUUUUAAUAAGUACACUGCAAAAAAUAAUUUUCAAGAAAAAAAUCUUUGUAUUUUUGUUUUGUUUUCACUAAAAAUUCUUAAAUUAAGAUGCUUUUUCUUGAUGAGCAAAACGACCCAAGAAAAUAAGUCUAGUUUUUAGACCAAAAAUAUAAAAUGUAAGUGAUUUUGUGCAUGAAACAAGCAAAAUAUCGGCCAAUGGGUUAAGCAAUUUUUUCUUGAAUUUAGUGUUUAAAACAUUAGGGUUAAAAAUUUUUUUUUUGCAAAAGCAUCUUAAUUUAAGAUUUUGUAGAUAUUUUUUACUAUGAAUUUUUUUUCUUAAAUAAUUUUUUGCAGUGUACUUGACAUUUUUACUUUCUUGACUAGUGAGGAUUUGAUAUAAAUCAUAAAAAAUAAAGUCAAGCUAAUUCAACUUUUUUAUAUAUAUAAUUUAUAGCAACUCCUCACUUGUCAAGAGAGUUGAAAUUAAUUGUAAAUUCAACUUAAAAAUGUAAGUGCCACAACAAAGUUUUUACAGUCCAAAGUUUUUUCUUAAUAAUAACAUACAAACCUUUUAAAACAGACCUGACAUGAGCUCCUACAUUAAACUGUGAUACUAUAUAAGCUAUGGUGCAAUUUUUACAGGAAUCACUUGGGAAAAGUAUGAAAAUACAGAAUAACUAUUGAAAGGCUUUUAAAUAAUGGGCCAUUAUUACUGUGUUCUGAUGCAGGUGGUCUUUUUGCGAUAAUAGUGACACAGAAAUGACAUUUAAAGAUACGCUUGGGAUAACUGCUCACAUUGCGAAGGUCUUGAAAUAAUUUGGAGUAAUACUGAUUGAAAAGUGAGUUUUGCUGGAAACAUUUAAUGUCAAUAUAUAUAUAAAUAUCAAUCAUAUGUUUAUUAUUAUUUUAAAUAUAAAUAAUGCAAUGCUUUUUACUCAAUCAUUUCAUUUUUUUAUCUUUUAUCCAGUGCAGAUUGGUGUCUAUGUGCAAUCUGUUGUUUUUAUUCUGUGCAGUUUUUAUUGCGGUAAUCCGUGUCGGCUUUCAUUUGUUAAAGGCGGAGUCCACGAUGUUUGAAAAACGGUUUGGAAAAGGAGACGGGCCGACUACCAAAACACACUUAUAGCCAAUCAAAUCAAAUCAAAUGCCGGGUUGCGUAUGUGUGGGGCGGGUCUAUCAACGGAAUGUCCAGAUUCUAUUGGGGUAGGGGCGUGUUUGUUUAGGCGAUUUCAAAUAUCAACAGUGGCUUUCAAACAUCAUGGACUCCGCCUUUAAGAUCAUCAAAGAAUGUCAAGAGUUUAUUCAGACAAUCCUGUUGCCCUGAAUAAACUCUACCUAAUGUUCAAAGAAUGUUCAUUGUACAGUAUUUUGUAUGUCUGAAAAAAAUUAUGUUCAUGUGCUGCCUUGAUAAUACCAAUACCACAAAUGGUCAUUGUGAUGUUGCAAAGUAAUACAUGUUCCUAGGCCAGCAUUUUUGUCUGAUCUGUUUAACCAUUCCUAUCAAAAAGCCACUUUCUCUAACCAUGACCUACUCUCAGAAAUAAUAGGAAACUGAUGCGUUAACCAUAACAUAGGAUUUAUUGAUAGAAAUGCUUUACUAGACCCAACAAGAAUGAUGAUCUGCGAUGUGUCCUACCUGGCAAAAUCAGGGUCACCUAACACAAACAACUGCCUAACAGCUGCUGUGCUAAUAAUUGUGUAUUUUUUGUGGUAUCUCUGUAUUAUUUACUACAUUGUAUUAUAUACAAGUUAUAUAUGUAAGCUGCUGGUUGUUAACUGUAUGCAACUAAUCUGAUGGAGUUUAAUCUCGUCUUUUCAUUUCUUGCUGCAGUAGCCGGUGGAUGUGUACACAUGCAUCCACCUGCUCAAUGCUUAAAGUCACAUCUGCCUUCUUUUUGAUCUCCUCCUAUUUAGCAGCUGAUGCUGAUUCCACAAAAGUCUUGUUACUAAAUAUAAUAAAACCGCAUUUACCUGUAAUCAAACUACAA
Paramisgurnus dabryanus is the source of this 5370-nucleotide messenger RNA. RefSeq names its product G protein-coupled receptor kinase interacting ArfGAP 2b (gene git2b). Gene Ontology annotation, molecular function: GTPase activator activity; small GTPase binding. The record is from RefSeq and is a predicted model, not a curated record. Gene Ontology annotation, biological process: regulation of G protein-coupled receptor signaling pathway; synaptic vesicle recycling; brain development. NCBI's taxonomy places the organism in Eukaryota, Metazoa, Chordata, Actinopteri, Cypriniformes, Cobitidae. Gene Ontology annotation, cellular component: synapse.